Molecule: messenger RNA, 1857 nt
Organism: Baudoinia panamericana UAMH 10762
Lineage: Eukaryota; Fungi; Ascomycota; Dothideomycetes; Mycosphaerellales; Teratosphaeriaceae
Exons: 1
Coding region: 1-1857 (618 amino acids)
Biological process (GO): regulation of telomere maintenance via telomerase; telomere capping
Cellular component (GO): nuclear telomere cap complex; chromosome, telomeric region
Molecular function (GO): G-rich strand telomeric DNA binding; telomerase inhibitor activity
Source: RefSeq, a predicted model, not a curated record
AUGGUGCCACCGCCAGGCUUCAUUGACUUGUCUACGGCGUACAAAAGCCCUGCCAGCUCCCUGAUCAACAUUAUUGGCGUUGUGGUUGACGUUAUGCAGCCGAGACAAGCCUCCACAGGCCAAUAUAUGUUCACCUUCAAACUGCUUGAUCCGAAGUUGCAGAACUCAAUUCAUGGCUCGGAGGGGCUCACUGUACGCUUCUUCAACGCAGAUGUAAGCAAGCUGCCUCAGGUUCGCGAAUAUGGCGAUGUUGUGCUGCUGCGGAAUAUGAAAACAAUGUCUUUUAACGGCCAACCUUUGGCGGUGUCCAACUUCCAGACUAACGUGCAAGUCUUUCCAUCUGCGGCUGUACCGGCGCCCACGUACAGUAUCACGUAUCACGGCACGAACAGGCUGCAUUCUUUGGGCGUCCCGGCAGAUGUUGAGAAGCUGACGCUGGAAGAACAAGCGUAUGUAAUCCAGCUAAAGGCAGACAUUAACGUUACGACCCACCUUCUUCGGACAGGUGUCGCGGGCUUGGGAAAGAAACGCAGCAACGAGGCUCCUCCGCUUCCAGCACCGAUCGGGAAGAAAGCGCGCAUCUCAGACAUUGGUCCGAAAUUUCGUCUUGUAGAGGAGUUGCGCCAUAAGGUGUUCAGUGACGUGGUUGUCCAAGUCGUGAAGAAGUUCUCAAACAGCUUCGGGUCAUGCGAACUGUACGUGACGGACUACACGGAGAACAAAGACAUGUGGUACUACAAGCCGCCGGAAGAUCUCACGACAAGCGAGCGGGACGGCGAUGAUUUUGGCUAUAACCGACCCGCAAAGAAGAACUGGCCUGGUCCGUACGGCUGGCUUGUACUAAAAGUCAAUCUCAAGGAUCCGCAUGCACAAUUUGUCAACGCCAAGAUCAGCGAGGGUGAUUUUGUCAUCCUUCGAAACGUGAAGAUGAAAAUCAUGAUGGAGGGCGCGAAGCUUGAAGGCGAUAUGUGGCCGGACGAUCAGAGCCCGGAGAGGGUCAAGGUUGUGAAGCUGAUGAACCAAGACCUCCCGGAGAUCAAGGAGCUCCUACUCCGCAAGGAGAAGUAUUGGACGAAACGGCGCGCACAGCAUCCCGAACUCUACCCGUAUCAAGAGGAAGCACAAGCCAAGGAGAGCAAGAAGGACAAGAAACGUCGUAAGAAGGCCGAGAAAUUGGCGCAGGAAGAAGCAGCCGCCGCGCAGGCAGCAGAGCGGAACAAGCACGUCCGCUGCAGUAACGAAGAGGUGCAGCUAAUCAGUAUCCGUAACAUCCUCGACGCGGAAAACACCCGCCACAACAACACCACACCAGAUGGUCAUAGCUACGUCCUGCCCUUCAUUAACGCCCAAUACAGAACCAAAGCGCACAUCGUAGACUUUGAGCCCAAAGCGCUCGAAGACUUCGCCACGCCUGCCGUGCCCGAAAACGAAGAAAAUGACGAGCCGUCACCCAUAGAUCACAUGGACUACGAGGCGACGCAGAAGUACGAAUGGUAUUUCUCACUCUUACUCGAAGACGUGGCAGAUACUGCACCUGCGAAGGCAGCCGCGGACGACAGAUCGCGCGUGUGGGUUCAUGUGCGACAUCAGGACGCGCAGUAUCUCUUUGGCAACGCUGUGGAUGACCCGAUGGAUUUGAAGACAAGUCCGCAGUUGCUCGCGAAGCUGAAGGAGAAGCUAUGUAUCCUUUGGGGCAAUCUAGAGGAGAGGGCGGAGGGUGAAGUGUUGAGUAAUCGGCCGUUCGAGUGUUGUUUGCAGGAGUACGGCAUUCAGCUGGACGCGGAUGAUCCUGAACGGGCGAAUGUACCGUUUGGGUAUAGAAAGCUGUUUCGCUUGUUUGGCACAACCAUAUUGUGA